AAGUUUGAUUCUGUGGGUCAUGUAGGACAAAUCGCGUGUGUGACGUGUAAGGAAGUUUGUCCGCACGCUGUUUUUCCUUUGAAAUCAGCGAUUGCGAGUCGGGGCGUGCGGCGGAACUGCCGUUGCGCCCGCACGCCACGCGCGACUUCGGUUGCCGUCUCCCACGUCUCGCCACUUCGCUCUUCCCUCGCGGUUCAGUUACUCCCCUCCCCUUUCAUUACUCCCCAACCCACCCAUCCACACCAGUUGCAUUCGAUUGAGGGGAAACCGAGAGGAGAAGGCGACGACGGCGGCGGCGGAAGAGUCGACCGCAUUCGCGGCCGUUGGUGGGGCUCGCCGAACCGGAGCGUCGUCGCCGGAGAGCCACAUAUUGAAGGUAAGGCUCCCUCCCGUGCUCACAUUCCUGCCUGCGAUUUCCGCCCCCUCCCUUCGUGGUCAAUUUUUGCUCGAGUUUCCUCGAGAUUCCGGCCGAUUCGCGGUGCUCCGGCGUCCCCGUCGGCGGUGGAGUCGCGUGCUUGCCAUUUAGGGUGGCAUUGCGCAGUUUUGUCGCCGUCGCGGUGUCACAAAUAUGCUUUCCAUGUGGCAAUUUAUUUUGUGAACACACUAUGGCUGUUGCCAUGCCAUAUGCAGGACAAUGGCACAUUCACUGUACAAUAGACUCAGUUUGCGUUUGCCAUGCUGGCUUGUGAUAUCUGAACAUAUUUUGACUGUAUUACAUGGCAACUCAUUUUUAUGUGAGGUCAGUGUGUGAGUUGCCACAUUACAUGUUGUGCAGUGGAAGUUGUCUGCCCUUUUUUCAAGUGCCUUGUGUUUAACAUGGCAACUUGAACCUAAUACAUUUGCUGCUUGUGAAUACAUGGCAAUCAUUUUUAUAUGAGGACAGGGUGUGAGUUGCCACAUUACAUAUUGUGCAGUGGAAGUUGUCCGCCCUUUUCUUGGAGUGCAUUAUGUUUAACAUGGCAACUUGAACCUAGUACAUUUGCUGUUUGUGAAUACAUGGCAACAUAUGAGGCCAGGGUGUGAGUUGCCACAUUAUAUGUUUUGUGUAGUGGAAGAUGUUUGCCCUUUUUUGGAGUGCCUUGUGCUAACAUGGUAACUUGAACAUUUUUAAAUUGCCUUACGAUCUGCACAUUUUUUAUUAAGCCAAUGUGUUUAGUUGCCACAUUUCAUGUUGGACAGUCCUAGGGGGUGGGUAUUCCUAUGAUCUGCCUCAUUUGCCACUUUCAAACGAGCCAAUAUGGCAAGAAGAUUCUACUAGCUGGCAACUACUUUCUUCAGAAGCACAUACACGUCCAGUUGCCAUGUUUCUGUAAUUGUUUUUCCAUUUUGAUUAUUUUUCUGUCUUUUUGUGCAUGUUCAUCACAUGGCAAUUACUAUCCUCUUCAAAUGCUUAAACUUCGGGCCAACCAUUUGAGUUUUCAUUUUUUGUUCAUCGAAGAUAUCGAGUGAAGUUACUUUAUGCAUUUCUUUCUAUAUCCGUCGGAUGUAUUUUCAUUUCACCCUAACGUGUGUUUUGUUCUUACCUUAGCACAAUGGCUCGCGACGACCAUCAAGAUGAUGAGGACUUCAUUGAUUUACUACAACAGAAUCGCCCGAUUGGUCGGACAAAAGAUGACGAUGAGAAGAAGAAAAGUUAUCGCAAUAGGGCUUCGCAAGAACGCCUGACUAUAUUGACCGACGGAUUCACUGAUGAGCAAAAGGGAGCUGCCGGUGAGAUGGGGAUGCAGGCUUUGAUGGAUGUUCGGUGCAAGAACCUAGUGAACCCUGUAUGCGACUGGCUCAGUGAGAUUUAUGAUCCUGCCUCCAGGGAAUUUGUGAUUCCAGGACGUGGAAGACUGCCUUUGUAUGAGGAAUCCGUGUUCUGCACUUUGGGUGUGCCCCGUGGAGAAAUCAAAGUCCCGUAUGAGGUGAAUAAUAAGAUCGAGGAAGCCUUAUUCGCCCGUUUGUUUCCUGGGAUGGCAUCCAUGCCGAAUACGACUAUGUUGGCAACUUCGCUGGAGGGCAUGAAAACCCAUGGCGAGGUUUUUAAGAUGAAGCUCCUCAUGUACAUGAUCUCAACUGUUUUUGUGCCUGCCACAUCUCUUCGCCCAAGCAACAAGUGCUUCCCCAUCCUGGCGAAGUUGAAAGAUGUGAAGAAAAUGAAUUGGUGUAAAUUCAUCGCUGACUUCCUGCAUGAUGCAUUCUCAAACAAGAUGUACCAGAAGGGUUGUCGCUUGCACUUAAUGCUCAUGUAUGUCGAUUGUCUUGAUCUGUCCACCAUUGACUUUACUAGGAUAGGAGGCCCGCCGCCUCCACAUAAGUUUGCUGUCUCUGCGUGGACGUACAAUGCUAUCAAGGUUGUGCUUGCCGCAGACAAGAUAACUGAUAUGAAAUAUGGGAAACUGCAGCUGAUGGCCAAGCAUGCUAUAGACUACAGUGUGUUUGGUGGGCCUUAA
Messenger RNA from Triticum aestivum (bread wheat), 2435 nucleotides. RefSeq lists its product as uncharacterized. The transcript has 5 exons. NCBI's taxonomy places the organism in Eukaryota, Viridiplantae, Streptophyta, Magnoliopsida, Poales, Poaceae. Bases 1533 to 2435 code for a protein of 300 amino acids. The record is from RefSeq and is a predicted model, not a curated record.